This is a messenger RNA of Hemisphaericaspora subhashii, 1005 nucleotides long. It is a transcript of the gene MCT1, whose product is annotated as [acyl-carrier-protein] S-malonyltransferase. The transcript has a single exon. Lineage: Eukaryota; Fungi; Ascomycota; Pichiomycetes; Serinales; Debaryomycetaceae. Gene Ontology annotation, biological process: fatty acid biosynthetic process. Gene Ontology annotation, cellular component: mitochondrion. Gene Ontology annotation, molecular function: [acyl-carrier-protein] S-malonyltransferase activity. The record is from RefSeq and is a predicted model, not a curated record. Bases 1 to 1005 code for a protein of 334 amino acids.
AUGAGAAACAUUGCUAUCAGAUUCCAACAGCUUCGACAUAAACAUAACUACGCAAUAGCAUGUCCCGGUCAAGGGUUCUAUCGAAACGGAUUAUUAGAAAUCAACAAAAAACACGAAUCAUUAUUUCGUGAAUAUCUCGAACAAAUAGAUGAAACAUUAGGUGAAAAUUUCUCCAAAAAUCUCUAUGCUCAAGAUGAAUCAAUAGCGAAAGAAUGGUUAGGCAAAACCUCAAAUGCCCAACCUGCGAUAUUGGCAUCUACAUAUAUCCUUCUGAAAAUCAUUAAUAAACAAUAUGGAAUUGAUCUAGUGGGGAAUUCCAAAUAUUUAUUAGGACAUUCAUUAGGAGAAUAUACUGCGUUGUUAUUAUCUGGGAUUUUAGAUUUCCCAACUGCGCUUAAAUUGGUACGUAAACGAGGUCAAUUGAUGGUUGUUUACAAAUUAUUGUUAUUACCCUUUAGGUUUAUACCUUACGAUCGUAAUAAGUUGAGAGAUAGUACUACUUUUGAUCAAGUCUUGUCCGAAGCAUAUGAUUGGGGAGUAGUUGCAAAUAUCAAUUCCAUUAAUCAAAUCGUCAUAAGUGGUGAAAAUGAUCGAUUGAUUGAAUUUUCCAAUAAUCUUAGAAAGACAUUACCCAAAUUAAGAACUAUUCCAUUACCGGUCUCGAUCCCAUUUCAUAAUAAAAUCUUGGAAUCAAUCGUGCCGGAAUUAUCUACAAUAGUUUAUGGCAAAUUACACGAGCAAAAGAUUCCAAUUAUUUCCAAUGUCGAUGCGAAAAUCUCGACAGUACUGAAGGAAACGAUGUCUAAGACAUUACAAGGUAAUUAUCAACCAGUUCGUUGGUUGGAAUCAAUGCAAUUCCUCGAGAAGAAUAGUGAAGAUAUUGAUUUUGUAUUAAGUUUUGGACCGGGUAAUGUUCUUCAUGGGAUUAAUUCUAAAUAUAAGGUGAAAUCCAUUGGUGUUGAUGAUAUUGACGAGAAUGCGGAAUUAUUUGUUUCAAUGAGAUGA